AUGGCUUUUCUGGGAGUCACAUCACUUACAGGCUUGCUUCUUUCCCACUUCUUAGGCAUCAACAAAAACCGGCUUGGUGUAUGUGGCUGGAUUCUGUUUUCCCUUUCUUUCCUGUUGAUGAUCAUUACCUUUCCCAUCUCCAUAUGGAUGUGCUUGAAGAUCAUUAAGGAGUAUGAACGCGCUGUUGUAUUCCGACUGGGACGCAUCCAAGCUGAUAAAGCCAAAGGCCCAGGUUUGAUCCUGGUCCUGCCCUGCAUAGAUGUGUUUGUCAAAGUUGAUCUCCGAACAGUUACUUGCAAUAUUCCUCCACAAGAGAUCCUCACCAGAGACUCUGUGACUACGCAGGUGGAUGGCGUUGUCUACUAUAGAAUCCAUAGUGCUGUCUCAGCAGUGGCUAACGUCAACGAUGUCCACCAAGCCACAUUUCUGCUGGCUCAGACCACUCUGAGAAAUGUCUUAGGCACACAGACUUUGUCCCAGAUCUUAUCUGGAAGAGAAGAGAUUGCCCACAGCAUUCAGACUUUGCUUGACGAUGCCACUGAGCUGUGGGGGAUCCAGGUGGCCCGAGUGGAAAUCAAGGAUGUGAGGAUCCCUGUGCAGUUGCAGAGGUCCAUGGCUGCAGAGGCUGAGGCCACCCGGGAAGCCAGAGCCAGGGUCCUUGCAGCAGAAGGAGAAAUGAAUGCGUCUAAAGCCCUGAAGUCAGCCUCCAUGGUGCUGGCCGAGUCCCCCAUAGCCCUCCAGCUACACUACCUACAGACCUUAACCACGGUAGCCACAGAGAAGAAUUCCACCAUUGUGUUUCCUCUUCCCAUGAACAUACUGGAGGGCAUUGGUGGUAUCAGCUAUGAUAAUCCCAAGAAGGAUAAUGAUAGAGCCUGAGGCAGCCAGUCCAUGGCUUAGAGUCCUGCCUGUGCUACGAGGAAGAUAGUGUUAGAGGUGAUGGGAGGUCCAGCAAGGUGUAAGCCACAGGAACUCCACGGAGAACCAUUAGCAGGGUAAAUCUAUAGACACUACAAGAAGAAAGUGAACCCCAACUAAGGGCUACAUACUACUUUUAUCUUUAAAACAUAAUCAACUUUGAGAUACUCUUAUAUAUUUAAUUGUAAUCAUCUGAUUUAGUAGCAGGGUCUUUCUUAUAGUACAGAAGGAAAUCACUGGGCGACUAGAACUGAUUUCAGAAUGAAUACUUGUUCUUUUAAAAAGUACCCUAGAUCAUUUGUAAGUAGUAUGGGCCUCACAUUUAUACAACACAUUUGCUUCCAAUUCCAGAGUAAUUACUUGUUAUAUCUCCAGUGGUUGCAGCAAACCCUCCUCAGGGCUGAAAAUGAUGUCUGAUGGCUCUUAAAGACAGAAUGUUAGUCACAGACAUAGGACCAGCCCCACAGGGCAAACUGCGCUCAGCUCAGAACCCCAGCCCUCUAGCUGUGCAGUACAAGUUUUCAGACUCCAGGAACCUUUGUCAGAAACUGGGACAGGGAAGAGCCAGUCAGAAAGUUCCAGCCUAUUUAUUUGCUUAGAGUAGGAAUUCUUGUAAAGAGCUUUAUUGGCUGAAACCACUA
Messenger RNA from Cavia porcellus (domestic guinea pig), 1559 nucleotides. RefSeq names its product stomatin like 3 (gene Stoml3). Bases 1 to 879 code for a protein of 292 amino acids. The record is from RefSeq and is a predicted model, not a curated record. Gene Ontology annotation, cellular component: plasma membrane. The transcript has 6 exons. NCBI's taxonomy places the organism in Eukaryota, Metazoa, Chordata, Mammalia, Rodentia, Caviidae.